Molecule: messenger RNA, 372 nt
Organism: Erythranthe guttata (spotted monkey flower)
Lineage: Eukaryota; Viridiplantae; Streptophyta; Magnoliopsida; Lamiales; Phrymaceae
Source: RefSeq, a predicted model, not a curated record
AUGGUAGCGAGGAAUGAUGAGGGUCAAUGCAUUUGGUGGAGAGUGAUUAAGUUACCCGGCAACUUACAUCCUGCAGAAUGUGAAGCGACGGCAGCGCUCAAGGCGCUACUCUUGGCGCGAGAAAAAGGGUGGACAAAUGUGGUGGUUGAGGGUGACAAUCUCCAAGUUAUCACAGCUUUGCAACAUGGCGAAAGCGAUUUGUCGUCCUUUGGUUUAUUGAUAGAUGAGUGUUUGCGCCUUUCUCUAGAUAUAGAAGAUUGUUCUUUUAAUUUCGUCAAGCGUACGGGGAAUUUGUUAGCCCACGAUAUUGCUCACUUUGAUUGCAACUUUCUAUCGGAGCGAUUAGUUUUACCCUCGAUCUUGGCUGGUUAG